This is a messenger RNA of Macrosiphum euphorbiae (potato aphid), 1419 nucleotides long. The record is from the annotation of a GenBank genome assembly. Lineage: Eukaryota; Metazoa; Arthropoda; Insecta; Hemiptera; Aphididae.
AUGGAAAACGACGUGAGACAUGAACUGCAGCCAACUGUCAACGACGACGACAACAAUUGUGGUCCGUUGACUUUGGACUUGCUUCUAAAACAAAUAGACGAAUUGAAAUUGGAGAAAAAAGAGUUUGGCUUGCAACGCGCCAAAAUGAAGGGGUUUAUACUGCAAAAAGAAGAGGAACUCAAGCGUAUGUCAACUCUCUCAGCCGAAUUGAAGAGGUUACAAGACGAGUUAGAUGAAUCACAAAGUCAGCAUACUGUAACUAAACUUGAAAUGGAAGGACGGUUUGAAGAACAAACCCGCAAAUAUAAUGAAGAGAUUUCAUCAUUGCAUAAAGUGGUUGCUGAAACUUUAGAAGAAUCGAGGCGACGUGAAAAUGAAACUAAAAUAUACAAAACAAUGAAUGAAAAAUUGGAAAAUGAACUAAAAAAUUGUCGCAAUCAAAUGCUAAUUGGCCAGCAAGGAAAUAAUAUACUGAGUGAAUCAACACAGCAACAAAUACGUAAUGUACCUGGUACAGUUCUUUCUGCUAUUGCUAGAAAAAUGACAAAUCUUGCUUCUAGCACUGAAUCUGACGAUUAUAGAAAGUCUCAGGAUGAUGAAGAUAAUGUGUAUAAAGCUCUAGUCGAUCCAUUAAAAGAAGAAGUCGAAGCAUUAAAAGAAAAAAUUCGUGAAAUGGACACAGAUAUCAGUUACUAUAAAACUAAAUUAAAUGAAUCGAAGGAUAAUGUUGUUGAAAAGCUGACUGCUUGUAAUUCUCAAGAAGAAUCGUCUAAUUCUUCAGCAACUGGAGAUUUUGUCUCCCAAAACACAUCAAUUGAUAAUAAUAUGGAAAAAUGUGAACAAUGUUCCUUAUACAAAGUUCGCAUAGAAGAAAUGCAAGAAAGAAUAAAUGAAGCGGAUAAACGUCUUUUGUCAAUGGACAAGCUUAAAGAUGAACAUGAUAAAGAGACAAUUUAUCGAAAGGAGAUGGAAGAAAAGUGGAAUGAAAAAUUAGAUGAACACAAAAACAAGGUACAAGAAUUGAAAAGUUUCUCAGAUCAAUCACACGAAGUGCUCAGUGAUCUUAAACUACAAUAUGAACAGACAGUGAUAGAUUUUCAGAAAGAAAUUAAACUCUGUACAGAAAAUGGUGCUAAAAUGAAGCAACGUAUAUUGAAUUUAGAAGAAGAAAAUCAUAAUUUAAAAGAGAAACACAUGAAGUUUUCUGUACAAUUACAAAAUGAAGAAAUUAAUUUACCCAGUUCAGUAGCGGAACUUCAAGAAUAUUUAUUAAAACGUAAUGAAGAACUUAUAUCCAUGUCUAUAGUAAAAGAAUCCAUAGAAGAAGAAUUUAACAGAAUAAAAAAUAGUACAGCUAUUUUUGAAAGCCAAAUACAAGGACUGAAUUCAACAGUGAUUCUGCUUGAGUACGUAUUUUAA